Messenger RNA from Dalotia coriaria, 2496 nucleotides. RefSeq names its product Glutaminyl-tRNA synthetase (gene GlnRS). Gene Ontology annotation, cellular component: aminoacyl-tRNA synthetase multienzyme complex; cytoplasm; cytosol. NCBI's taxonomy places the organism in Eukaryota, Metazoa, Arthropoda, Insecta, Coleoptera, Staphylinidae. The transcript is spliced from 4 exons. The coding region runs from base 150 to 2453 and encodes 767 amino acids. Gene Ontology annotation, molecular function: glutamine-tRNA ligase activity; ATP binding. Gene Ontology annotation, biological process: glutaminyl-tRNA aminoacylation; translation. The record is from RefSeq and is a predicted model, not a curated record.
CUUUAACCUUAAUAGGCGGCAUGUGAUGAUGAAAUAGCGCAUCUUCAACAAUCUCCAACUCAGUUCAAAAACGAAUGAGCAAGCAUUAGCACAUCGCACGUUUUCUCCUCUCUACCAAACAUCUGGGCAUUAAAACUUAGAUUAUAAAAAUGUCUCAAGACGACGAAACUAUAAAAGAGUUUGUCUCUUUGGGUUUAAGUGAACAAAAAGCUAAAGAAACAUUGAAAAAUGCCAACGUGACGAAAACCCUCAAAGUGAUAUUGAAUGAGGUGAGAGGUAUUGUACUGCCAGAAGGAGUGGGAAUACUUCUGUAUCAUUUGGCAACUAAACUCAAGCCACAGAUGCAACACCAUUUAUCAUUCAUCAUAAAAUACAUCAUUUUGAAGAAGUUAGAUAGUACUUUAAGGGUAGAAAAAGCAAUUGAAUUUACCCUAGCUAAUGUAAACCAGGUCAAUGCUGCUGAAUUUGAAAAGUUCUGUGGUGUGGGCAUUGUAGUUACACCUGAAGAAAUUGAAAAGGUUGUCGAGCAAGAAAUCAAUGCUAUAAAACCAGAAUUGAUCGAGAAGAGGUACAGAUAUAAUGCAGGGCCACUUAUGCAGAGAGUAAGAACUACUUUGCCAUGGGCUGAUGGAAAAGCAGUGAAAAAUGAAGUUGAUUUACAGAUUUUGGACAUUUUGGGAAUAAAAACUAAUGCUGAUCUUGCACCAUUACCAAAAGAAAAGAAGCCAGCUAAACCAUCAAAACCCCAAAAGGAUGUUACCAAAGAAUCUGAGUCUGUUGAAGCUCUUACAAUUAUAGAUGUAAUGAAGAAACUAAACUUCCAUAAACCGGGCGAGAACUUCAAAACAGACGGGUAUGUCCUCACCGAAAAGACUCAUGAUUUAUUAAAAGAGCAUUUAAAAAUCACGGGUGGUAAAAUUCGUACUCGUUUCCCCCCGGAACCGAACGGUAUCUUACAUAUUGGCCACGCUAAGGCAAUCAACAUCAAUUUUGGCUAUGCUGCUGCCAAUAAUGGUACUUGCUACCUGCGCUAUGAUGACACAAAUCCCGAAAAAGAAGAAGAAAAGUUUUUCAUUGGCAUUCGAGAUAUGGUAGAAUGGCUAGGUUACAAACCUGCAAAGAUCACCCAUUCAUCAGACAAUUUUGAUCAAUUAUACCAAUGGGCUGUACAGUUGAUUAAGAAUGGUUUGGCCUACAUCUGCCAUCAGACUGCUGAUGAAAUGAAAGGGUUCAACCCAGAACCAUCUCCAUGGAGGGAUAGACCAGUUGAAGAAAGUUUGCAACUAUUUGAAGACAUGAAAAAUGGAAAAAUUGAUGAGGGUGCUGCAACUCUCCGAAUGAAAAUCACUCUGGAAGAAGGUAAAUUAGAUCCUGUAGCUUAUAGGGUUAGAUUCACGCCUCAUCAUCGUACCGGAUCAAAAUGGUGCAUCUAUCCGACUUACGACUACACUCAUUGUCUUUGCGAUAGUAUCGAAAACAUCACGCAUUCAUUAUGCACCAAAGAGUUCCAAUCUCGUAGAUCUAGUUAUUAUUGGUUGUGCAAUGCUUUGUCUAUAUACUGCCCUGUGCAGUGGGAGUAUGGUAGACUUAAUGUCAACUACACUGUUGUCUCCAAGCGAAAAAUCGCUAAGCUUAUCGAUGAGAACAUCGUCAAAGAUUGGGACGAUCCGAGACUAUUCACUUUGACUGCCCUGAGGAGAAGAGGCUUCCCAGCUGAGGCUAUUAAUAAUUUCUGCGCGCAACUAGGCGUAACAGGAGCUCAAAGUACAGUAGAUCCAGGAAUGUUGGAAGCAUUUGUCCGUGAUUAUUUAAAUAUUCACGCACCUAGAGUAAUGGUCGUGGUGGAGCCACUGAAAGUAAUCAUUAAUAACUUCCCUCAUGCUGGUGUUACUAAAAUACCUGUACCUAACUUCCCCAACAGGCCUGAAUUGGGUAAUCAUGAUGUGUGUUUUAAUCAAAUUAUCUACAUCGAAAAAUCCGACUUUAUGGAAGUCGGAGAUAAGGGUUAUCGUCGUUUGACGAAAACCCAAUCUGUGGGUUUGAGGCAUGCUGGUUAUGUCUUGGAAGUUGUUGAUAUUGUCAAAGCUAACAAUGGAGAUGUAAUUGAAGUGGUUUGCAAAUGUACAGAAGUAGAUAAAGUUACCAGCAAACCAAAAGCAUUCAUACAUUGGGUCAGUGAUCCGGUUAAUGUUGAUAUACGAAUUUACGAAACACUCUUUAAACAUAAGAAUCCGGAAGAUCCCGCUGAAGUUCCCGGCGGUUUUAUUACCGAUUGCAACUUGGAUUCUUUGAAAAUUGCUAAUGGUUUGGCUGAUGCAUCAAUCAAAUCAGCAAAAGUCUAUGAUAAGUUCCAAUUUGAACGAUUGGGAUUCUUUUCUGUUGAUCCGGAUACAACUAGAGAUAGGAUUGUGUUCAAUAAAACUGUUGGUUUGAAGGAGGAUGCAGGUAAAUGAUUGUUUUGUAAUAUCCAUCAUUAAUAAACACAAUUUACCUUGA